ACGUAAAUGAGACAAUCCGACACACUUAUCUUUAACGAGAAAACUCAUGAAAUAAAAGCGAUUUCAUAGCCUUAUCAACAAAUUUUAUGCCUCGAUCCGCUUCGCGGUUGAACGAAUAGCUUCAAACCAGUAUUUUCAUUCCAACAUGAGAAUAAAGUAACAAAAUGCUAACUUUAUUUCUUAUAAUCAUAUUGACCAACUUCAAAUUAAUAAGUGGCCUAGAAAUCAAUGACACCAAGUUUAUUAAUUCACUGCCAGAAAAACAGAAGAAAGAGUUUCUUCAAAAAGUAGAGAAAAGAAUACAAAAUGAAGUCCCAGAAGUCAAGUCUCCAGAACUGAAUGACACAAAUGUGGACCUUUACGAAAAACGUUUAGAAGACCAGGGAAAAUCUAUUCAAAACAUUCUGAGAUCUGAAAUAGAAAAUCUUAAAAAUCAUCAUCGGCGAAAUUUAAAUGAUACUGAAAGAAUUGAAGCAUCCCAUAUUGACUUGACCUUACGAUCUAACAACGAUAUAUCAGAGGCAACAAGAAGAAAAGGCGAAGGUAAUAAAAUAGUAGAAGAUAUUAAAAAUAUUCCCGUAAUAAUACAAUACGACAGUAAAGACGUCAACAAUCAUAAACAUAGCCUAAUUGACACGUCCAUUAAAAUACAAAAUACAGUGCCACAAGCUGACAAAAACGAAUCAAAGGUAGCUGAAAUUACGUGGGAAAAUAUAAAUUUAACUACGAAAUCUGUAAAUGUUAAUGACUCCUCUACUGAACACAAAAGAACCGGGAGACGUUCAAAUGAUUUUGACAGUACGUUUGAAAAUGUUGAUAACACUACCUUAGAAAUAGGAGAUAAUAGUGCUAAUUCUAGUUUGGAUUUCAUAAAUGAUACCACUACAGUCAAUACGGAAUCAUAUCACGUAGACAGCACCAAAACUACAAAUUAUGCCUUAGGCGUAAGUUUAAACCAGGAUAGUGAUAUAUAUAAAACAGAAAGCGUUGCUUUCGAUACCUUAAAAAUGAACACCGAAAAAUCACAGGGAGACCAUAAAUCCACAAACACUGCUUCACGAGUUGAAAAUAACACACUUUUAGAAAAAAUCACAGAAAUUAGUUCAACGUUAAGUUAUUCCAAAUCUGAUGCAAAAGUUAGUAAUUCAACUGCUAAAAGCUUACAAACAAAGUCAGUGGUUGUCGUUGAUACUACAGCACAAUAUAAUGAAAGCACACAAACACAUUACGAACUUAGUACUACGACACAAUAUUAUUUCGAUGAAAAAACAUCUAAACCGACUACGAUAAUAGAUAAUGGGAAUGCAACUAUACAUGAUCUCGAUAGCAGUAGUACAGUAUCUGAUAAACUAACUGCUACAAUAAAGGUUGAUCCUAGUAUUACCGAAACUACAACAAUUGAUAGUGCUAAUGAAACAACAAAUAAUAUACUCAGCAUUCAAAUAAGCGAUGUUAAUGCAGACACACGUAAAGAUUAUCAUACUUCUACAACAGAGUCGAAUAAUCUAGAAUCCGAUUUGCAUAGAAAAGAGAACAGUGAAAAACAGACACAUUAUGUACCGGUAUAUAAUUAUGACCCUGAAAAUGCCUAUUAUAACGCAAACAACAAACAAUCUAACGGUAAUGUUGAAGAAGAGUCGAUUAUUAAAAUUAAAGAAACACGUUCAAAAUCCACCAACUUUGAUGUUUAUACCGAUGAAAACAAAAAGAGUUUAAGAGUUAAGGAUGUUAAAGAAAGGAUGAUAUCUAAUAAUAAAAUCAUACAAACUUCUGAUUUGUACGACAUAAUAUUAAGCGAUGUAUCUGAAGAAUCUCCAGAAGACAGCGUUUUUAUUGAAAAACCUUUAAAACAUACUUUGAAGAAGAUACGGACAAAGCUAUACAAAAACAAAAUAAAUGAGAAAUCAAAAGACGGUGUCAAUAAUAAUGAUAUUAUCACAAUAACAGCGGAAAAUAAAGAUGAAGUUGAUAACAGUAGUAAUACAGAUAACAAUGAAAAAAAAAGUAUUGCAGAGCUAUUUACAAACUUUGGUGCUCUUUUGCAAAACAUGGUUGAUAGAGCUAACGAUAAUGAGACACCAUCUUCUGAAGGUAAAAAAGAUUCUGAUAACAAUGGAAAUGAUUCAGAUAAGACAAGUUACAAAGAUAUUGCUAAUUCUUUAGAAAAUCACAAUAAAGUGCUUAAUACUAAAGGUAUCCAACAAAUAGUAACAGUCAUUAAAUAUAUCCAAGAUAAACUUGGAGAAAAAAGCAAGAAUAAACGUAAUAAGAAACAACAUCAAUCUCGGUUCCAUGUUAAAAAUAGGGAUGAAAAGUAUAAACAGAAACAAGAAAGAAUAUAUGCUUCUUUUGUCCAAAAUGAUAUAAAUUAUCCAAACUUUGAGUCCCAAGAUCAAAAGAUUGGUAAAUCAGCCUCUAAAAUAAAAGAUGAUUACUUAGAGAUACAUAUUAACAUUUUGAAAAAUUUAAUCGAUAGAAACGAUUUGGGCUUAGAAAAGUAUGACUGGUUAGGAACAACUGUUUUUAUUCGAGCUGGUUUAGAAAAAAUACAAGAAAUAACAGAAAAAAGGCUACAAGGUAAAAAACUACAUCAUUUAGACCAAAAACUUCUAGAAUUUGUGAUGGAACUUUAUAAAUCAGCGAAAGAAAUAGUCGAAUCACAAGCUAAUGAGCAGCAAUUGUCAUUAACGCAAAGAAAAAAAGUCUCUUCAAAAAUAUCUAAACCCAAAAAGGGGAAGAAACUCAACAGGUUUCACAGAAGGCUGUUGUAUAGUGAAUCGAUUGGUGGUGUGAAUAAAGUCAGAACAGUGGCGAGUUCGAAAAGUGAUGUUGAGGAUUUUAAGGAGUCCUUAGAUUGUCUGGAGAUGUGCUUAAAUGACCUGCACACCGCAAUAAAACAAAUAUCAUUAAUUACCACAUACAAGAAGCAGCAUUGGUUUAAAAAUAUAAAGCAACUAUAUCUACAAUCCGCAAAUGAAAAAGAAUACUUAGAACUUUUCUUACAUCUAGUGAUGGCACGAUUAAUGGACCUUAUAGACGCGAGAGCCAAAAAGAUGAAUACAGAAGAUGAUAACUUUUUGAAGAGAGACAAAGUGGCGGUGGACAGGAUAGAAGUGGAGUUUGUACUGGCGAUGAAGAUCUGUAUUAAGAUAGCUGAAUUGAGGGAAUAACAUAAUGAUUUAGCAUUUUGUAAAGAAGAAAUAAAUGAAUUUAUAUUUUGAAAAGUAACCAUGUAUUAUGAAAAGUAGUAUAUUGAAAGUGAAAAGGUUUUCGAUGUUGUCAAAAUAAAACGAAUGACGUAAAUAACA
This is a messenger RNA of Cydia pomonella (codling moth), 3308 nucleotides long. RefSeq names its product probable serine/threonine-protein kinase DDB_G0283337. The transcript is spliced from 4 exons. Lineage: Eukaryota; Metazoa; Arthropoda; Insecta; Lepidoptera; Tortricidae. Bases 165 to 3170 code for a protein of 1001 amino acids. The record is from RefSeq and is a predicted model, not a curated record.